Nematolebias whitei (Rio pearlfish) is the source of this 2321-nucleotide messenger RNA. RefSeq names its product phosphoenolpyruvate carboxykinase 1 (soluble) (gene pck1). Gene Ontology annotation, biological process: cellular response to insulin stimulus; hepatocyte differentiation; propionate catabolic process. The record is from RefSeq and is a predicted model, not a curated record. Gene Ontology annotation, molecular function: manganese ion binding; phosphoenolpyruvate carboxykinase (GTP) activity; GTP binding. Lineage: Eukaryota; Metazoa; Chordata; Actinopteri; Cyprinodontiformes; Rivulidae. Gene Ontology annotation, cellular component: mitochondrion; cytosol. The coding region runs from base 157 to 2067 and encodes 636 amino acids. The transcript has 10 exons.
AGCGGACCAAGAGUCCUCAGCCUGACUGAGAGCAGCCAACAGAGACACCUCAGCUGAUGAGGCCAAACUAACAGUCAUCGCUCCAAAAGCUCCUGAAGACUUUCAGACUUCAUCUCUUCUUUCCAAGUCUACCAGCAACCUCCAGACUCCUUCACCAUGCCUCCUCAAAUCCAGUCCCAGAACCAGAGGGGUCCCAGGCUCCUGCAGGGCGACCUCGGUUCCCUCAGUCCAGCGGUUCGGGAGUUUGUGGAGACCAACGUGGCCCUGUGCCAGCCUGAGUCGGUCCACAUCUGUGACGGCUCAGAUCAAGAGAACCGAGCAAUCCUGACCCAGCUGGAAGAGCAGGGAAUGAUCAAAAAGCUCUCCAAAUAUGAGAACUGCUGGUUAGCCAGAACUGACCCAAGGGAUGUGGCCCGGGUAGAGAGCAAGACAGUGAUUGUUACCAGGAACCAGAGGGAAACCGUGCCCACUCCACUAGAAGGUGGAGUCAGCCAGCUGGGACGCUGGAUGUCCCCAGAAGAGUUUGACAAAGCCAUGGCUCAGCGGUUCCCCGGCUGCAUGAAAGGUCGCACCAUGUAUGUGAUUCCUUUCAGCAUGGGUCCUGUGGGCUCCCCCCUGUCUAAGAUCGGUGUCGAGCUGACGGACUCUCCCUACGUGGUGGCCAGUAUGAGAGUGAUGACCCGUAUGGGGAAGUCUGUGCUGUCCGCUCUGGGAAAUGGAGAGUUUGUCCGCUGUUUGCACUCUGUCGGCUGUCCCCUCCCAGUCAAACAGCCUCUGGUAAAUAACUGGCCCUGCAACCCUGAGCAGACUUUGAUCGCCCACAUCCCGGACCGCAGACAAAUUAUCUCAUUCGGCAGUGGUUACGGAGGAAACUCUCUGCUGGGAAAGAAAUGCUUCGCACUGCGCAUCGCCUCCCGCAUCGCUAAGGAGGAGGGCUGGCUGGCUGAACAUAUGCUGAUCCUGGGAGUCACCAGUCCUGCAGGGGAGAAGAAGUACAUGGCAGCAGCCUUUCCCAGUGCCUGUGGCAAAACCAACCUGGCCAUGCUCUGCCCAACGCUGCCUGGCUGGAAGGUGGAGUGUGUAGGAGACGACAUCGCCUGGAUGAAGUUUGACAACCAAGGCAACCUACGUGCUAUCAACCCUGAAAAUGGCUUUUUUGGCGUUGCACCUGGAACAUCAGUCAAAACAAACCCCAACGCAAUGGCCACCAUUGUUAAGAACACCAUCUUCACGAAUGUUGCAGAGACCAGCGAUGGUGGUGUGUACUGGGAGGGAAUUGACCAAGAACUGCCUGAAGGAGUAACGCUCACAUCCUGGAAAAACCAGCCCUGGAAUUCAGAGACAGGAGAACCUUGCGCUCAUCCUAACUCUCGUUUCUGCACGCCGGCCGGUCAGUGUCCCAUCAUCGACCCGCAGUGGGAAUCGCCAGAGGGAGUCCCCAUUGAGGCCAUCAUUUUUGGCGGCCGCAGGCCAGAAGGUGUCCCUUUGGUGUACGAAGCCUUUGACUGGCAGCAUGGUGUGUUUGUUGGAGCAGCCAUGAGGUCAGAGGCGACUGCAGCAGCUGAACACAAAGGAAAAGUCAUCAUGCACGAUCCCUUCGCCAUGCGCCCGUUCUUUGGCUAUAACUUUGGUCAGUACCUCUCCCACUGGCUGAGCAUGGUCGACCGCCCUGGAGCCAAGCUUCCCAAAAUCUUCCACGUCAACUGGUUCCGCAAGAGUCCCACUGCUGGCUUCCUCUGGCCUGGUUUUGGUGACAACAUCCGAGUUCUGGACUGGAUGUUCAGGCGUAUUGAUGGCCAGACCAGCGCUGUGCCGUCCGUGGUGGGCUACCUGCCCAGCCAUGACUCCCUGAACCUCCAGGGCCUGCGAGGGAAGGUGAACCUGAACGAGCUGUUCUCCUUGGAUCAGGAGUUCUGGCAGAGGGAGGUGGACGAGGUGAGAAAGUACUUCACCACGCAGGUGAACGAUGACCUGCCAAACGAGGUGGGCCGGCAGCUGGAGCUGCUGCAGCAGAGGGUGAAGCAGAUGGGGAGAGAAAGGAGCUGCAGUAUAAAUGGACGUGGUUAGUUAGUUCAUCAUACAACUGGCCUGUAAAUCCAGAAAAUGUUAUCAGCAGACCUAGAAAGAUGGAUGUGACAUCCAGCAGUGGAGCUGAAAUCCUGGAUAAAUUUAAUAAUUUUGGCUAAUACCGCAAUCAAAGAAACUCCUAAUUGUCUCCAUAAUUCUACUACGUAAAAUCCUACUUUUUAACGAGUUCUUAGAAAUCAGAUUUACAUUAAGGCUUCUAAACUCAAUAUGAAAUAUUUAUUUCUCUAUCAUCC